CAAACUGCAUGAUUAUUUUAAAAUAUCAGGAAACAACCAGGAGUGUUAACUAGGCAGUAUUUUAUUACAAAAAUGUCCAAAAUAGGCUUCACUGUUAUAUGUUUCCUGGCCAUUAUACAUUUACCUUCAUGUAUUGGAAAUGCAGAUUCAACCUUCACCUACAUAUGGGAAAGAUUUGAGGAAAUAGACAAAAGAGAAAAAGAGCAAUCAAAGACCAUUAUUGGACUAGAAAAACAGAUUCUAGACCUUCAGACACAAGUCAAUGCUCACACAAAGACUCUAGCAAAUCAAGAUAAAGUUAUACGUACACUCAACAAAUAUUUGGAGCUUCAAAACACAACAAUUACUGACUGCAAAAAUGAGAUUCAGUACCUUCAAUUGAAAGGACAGAAAAUGGAAAUAAGAUUAGAAGAGACAGAGAAACAGUUUGAAGAAGGUUUUGAUGCAGCAGACGACACUAAUGUAGCAACUGAGCCAGAUGAUGACAUGGUCAAAAACAGAAAGCUCAGCUCUUCAAAUACAAAACAAGCAAUCUCUGAUAAAGUUAUACAUUCCAAAGAAGUUGCUAAGGCAGAUGGAAAGCACAAUGUUCAAAGAUUUGUGGGAAAUGUUCAAAAUGGACCAAUUGCAUUCCAGUCACACCUGACACGAGGAGUAAACUAUUUUAAUGGUUCCUUCAUAAAUACAUUAAAUUUUGGAGGUGUGGAACUAAAUCUAGGUGGAGGCUACCAGAGUGGACAUUUUACUGCUCCUAGAUCGGGAAUAUACAUCUUUUCCUUAACAGUUACAACAUUUCCUGAUACAAAAGCCCCAAUCAUUGCUGCCAUUGAGAAAAAUGGACACAUUCUUGCAAAAGCAACUAGCUACAGUAGUGUGAAUUAUCACCCAGGUUCUGUUACUAUAGUAGUAGAGUUAAAUGUUGGUGAUGAUAUCAAGGUGAUCAAUCAAGAGACUGAUCCCUUUUCAUUAUUGGGAGACCAUUUCACCAAUUUCAUGGGUAUUCUUGUCGUUGAAACAUGAUGAAAAUUAUAACAACUUGUUACAAAAUAUCUGACUAAAAACUUUGAGAAAUAAUGAAGAUUUAUUAAAAAUUUGAAU
This is a messenger RNA of Ruditapes philippinarum (Manila clam), 1098 nucleotides long. RefSeq lists its product as uncharacterized. NCBI's taxonomy places the organism in Eukaryota, Metazoa, Mollusca, Bivalvia, Venerida, Veneridae. Gene Ontology annotation, molecular function: protein binding. The record is from RefSeq and is a predicted model, not a curated record. The transcript is spliced from 3 exons. Bases 73 to 1020 code for a protein of 315 amino acids.